This is a messenger RNA of Annulohypoxylon maeteangense, 1002 nucleotides long. Its product is annotated as Las1-domain-containing protein. Gene Ontology annotation, biological process: maturation of 5.8S rRNA; maturation of LSU-rRNA. The transcript has 2 exons. NCBI's taxonomy places the organism in Eukaryota, Fungi, Ascomycota, Sordariomycetes, Xylariales, Hypoxylaceae. The record is from RefSeq and is a predicted model, not a curated record. Bases 1 to 1002 code for a protein of 333 amino acids. Gene Ontology annotation, cellular component: preribosome, large subunit precursor; Las1 complex. Gene Ontology annotation, molecular function: endonuclease activity.
AUGGUUCAAUAUCUACACACGCCAUGGCGGGACCGCGCUGAGCUAUUGAGGGUUCGAGAACAAUUCUAUCCGUCAUCAUCUACCGGUGAUCCUCAACACAACCAGGAUGUCGGCGAUGACGGAGAUGAUGGUGAAAGGAACGACGAGGAAAUAGUAAAAGAGGAGGCGGCAAAGCAACACGCCGUGUCGCGUGUCUCGAUGUGGAUGCAACGCGGCAACUGUCCCCACUUGGUCGAGUCGACGGCCCUCCUGAUGGCAGCCAUCCUUAGCGAUCUCCACGAGACCAGGGCCCGGGCCAACUCCUCGUCCUACGCCCUCCGAGCCGCUUACUCGGCCGCCUUCAGUCGCUUCGUCACCGGUUUGUUAGAUGGACAGCAGGACAAGCAGCGCAAGAUGAGCAUGUACGCCGUGGCCAAGACCAUCGGCCUGCCGGCGACCUUCGUCGAGCUGCGCCACCAGGCUACCCACGAGCAGCUGCCCUCGCUGUCGAAGCUCCGCGCCGCGGCCCGCAAGGCCCUUGUCUGGAUUUGGGAGUACUACUGGAAGGACUUGCCAGGUGGUCCUGAUGCGGCUGAGGAGAAGCCGGAUGUGCGCCGGGAGUUGGUGUUGAGGUAUCUUGGAGAAGAGGAGAGGGUGAAGAGGACGGAGAUCCAUGGGCAGUUGAAGCGCUGGGAUGAGGCGGUUCUGUUAAGGAGUCUGGCUGAGAUAGGGGAUUCGUCUGAGGACCCUAGGAUUAUCUCCCGCUCGAUACGGUUGUCGCGGGAGAUACUUGAUGGUGGGUUUUCGUCCGAGUCGGGUGAUGCGGAGCGUGUGUCGAAGACGAGGGACUUGGAGACUGUGAGGGCGGAAUUGCAGAUGCAGGAUGGCGAGCUUGAUGCUAUGGAUGUUGGUGAGCCUGUGUGUGAAGCUGCUGAGGAACGGAAUGAGGUAUCGAUGACUCAGGCGAAGGGGUGGACGAGGUAUGAGGGGGCUUGGAAGCCGAGGCCGAUUGGUGUUGUUUGA